AUGGGACAAUUAUUGCAAAGGUUUCUGCUGUUUUUGGUAGUUUCAAAUCUUUGUCACUGCAUUGGCGUGAGAAGAAGGGGAAAUGGUCUUUCAAACGUUGAGAUAUCCACUGAAAUAAUAGCCUCUGUUCGCUUCGGCCAGACUAAACUGGCGGUGUGGCAGGACGCUGUGAAACCAGAGAAGUUCUAUGUCCUCCCAUUGGGUCAUUUGAAGCCAGAGACAGCCGAGGCUUCAUAUAAUAUGCUUACCAAGAUCUGGUCUCUCAUUUUUAGCGUGCAAUUGUGGUCAGAGGAAGCUCAAAAAGUCGUGUUUGAGCGCCUGAAAAAAGAUGGAAAAUCGGUUAAAAAAGACAACAUCCAGAUGAUGCCUAUCGAUUCAAUUCGUCUUAUUGACUCGUGGGAUGAAAUCGUCGAAGAGUUCAGUAUUUCAUCUAGCUGGAAAACGAACAGCAACCAGCCGGACGAGAUGGACUUCCAAAUGGAUUGUGCGGACGAAGCCUCGUGCCAGGAGCUGCAACAGUCGAUGAAACAUCACCCGGAAUUGUUCCAGAAUAUGGAGCUUCAGUUCAGAAUGCUGACGCAGAAUACAGCCGGAAGAAAAAUGGUGGUCACUGGCUCUGACAUACAGAGUGGUGAAUUGUUCACCAAACUGAAAAACAUGCCAGGCGCCGAAGGAGAUGAAAGGUUUUUGUCAUCGGAGGACAUGAAACAGCUGACAGCUGAGUCGGUGAGUGUUGCAAGUGCCUCUGUGAGAGUGGACGCCAACUACCAGUAUAGUGAAGGUGACACCGUCCAACUGACUGAGAGUUUGGAAAAGGUACUGACAAAAAAUAAAGUGAAGAGUGACCAGUUCGAGUCCAUCAAGUGGGAUUCUGUGUUCUGGAAUGACGAUUGGUCCCGACCAGAUAAGAUCACACAGGAGUUGAACACAAUCUACUCAUUGGACAAGGACCACAAAGACCACCUGAAGGUUGACGAAGACGCCUACUCAGCGUACGUUAAAACAAGUGCGGGAGGCUCUUUUGCCGGGUUUUCGGCAAGUAUGGAGGCCGAAACAGGAGCAUCCUACGAGACAAAAACUACAGUACAGGAUGUAGUGGACACUCUUGAGGAAAACAAGCUUAACUCGGAAUGGGACGGGGAGAAGUUUGUGGAGAAGCCUCUCGACUUGUACCGAAUGAACCUCAACGAUUACAAGACCACUUCGACCAUAGAAGCACUCGAUGUUCAAGUUCAAGAAAUUGUGGGGGAGUAUACGAUUCCUCUCACGGUUCCAAAGAAGGACGACAACAGAGAGUCAGCUCUCACUUUGUUCAUGGUGAGACAGCGAGUAGAGGUGGCUCUUGAAAACUUGAAGAAAGAAGUCUCUAAAAACAACACAGUGUUGUCUGAUUUGGAAGUAAAAAGGGCAAACGAAGUUAAAGACAGCGUAAAAACUCUUAUCGAGAACCCGACUUGGCCUACUGGUGCAUACUGCAUAUUUCAAAGUCCAAAAAAAGUCUCCCUUACCACUGGCUAUAAUGCGUCUGAGUCAUGUCCUGAUGGAUUCGAUCGCGAAGUCGGAGGUUUCCACGUGAAAGGAUCCCCGAAAGCCGACGAUGACGAUUACAACCACAUAGACUUUCUCACAGGUGGAUCCAAAUCAACUAAGAUGUCAAUUCGAACAUGCUGCAAGUGGAUGAAAUCAGAGUGA
Symsagittifera roscoffensis is the source of this 1692-nucleotide messenger RNA. RefSeq lists its product as uncharacterized. Bases 1 to 1692 code for a protein of 563 amino acids. Lineage: Eukaryota; Metazoa; Xenacoelomorpha; Acoela; Convolutidae. The transcript is spliced from 2 exons. The record is from RefSeq and is a predicted model, not a curated record.